AUGUCAGAGAGAGACACGAGAACACCUUGGUAUCUCACACAACCUGAAGAGGAACUAGUUCAUAAAUUUAAUUAUAUACAACACACGGAGGAUAGCCAUUUAAGGGAAGCCACCAAUGGUACUAAAAAUUCUAAGUGGUCGCUAGGUGUGAGUAUAGAAGAACAAAAUGAUUAUAGGAAUAGAUAUGUUAACAUUAUGCCAUAUGAGAGAAAUCGUGUAAAACUUCCUGUGGCAAAGGGGAAUGAUUAUAUCAACGGGUCGUACGUUAAGGUCGACGUCGAUGGUCAGAGUACAGCUGCAGGGCAUUAUAUUGCAACUCAGGGUCCAACGAAAUACACAUGGCAACAAUUUUGGCAAAUGUGUUACCAUGAGUGUCAAAGUAAUGAUAUCGUCAUUGUGAUGGUAACCCCCCUUGUUGAACGUGGUAGAGAAAAAUGUUUCCCAUAUUGGCCUCAAGGUAUGAAUAAAGAUGAUAUGUUUAAAAUUAUACCUAGAGUGCAAUCACCUGGUGGACCUGAUGAUACGAGUGUGUUUAAAACAGAGAUGAAGGUGGACUACGUCAAUAGUAGUCGUUUUGAUGACAAUUAUACUUUAACAACCAUGAAUCUAGCACCUACUGAUGGAAAUCUGGGUCCCAAAAAGAAGGUACACCAUUUUUAUUUUGAUCAAUGGAAGGAUAUGAGUAGACCAGAAGAAAUAAUACCCAUCAUGGAGUUGAGCAGACAUUCCCAUAAAUUAAACGUUACAGGUAGCCCUAUCAUAGUUCAUUGUUCAGCAGGAGUAGGGAGAUCCGGUACAUUUAUUGCACUAGAUCAUUUAUUGCAUGACACGAAGGAUUUUAUGGUCCAAGAUAACAAUGAUAAUAAAGGUAAAUUACGCAUGUUGAAACCAGUUACCAAUUAUAAGAAGGAUUUGAUAGAACAAAUUGUAUCUCAGCUACGUUCACAGCGUAUGAAAAUGGUGCAGCUUAAGGAUCAGUAUGUGUUUAUAUAUCAUGCUGCAAAGUUAUUGUAUUCCCUUGAUUGUGAUAAUACGUUAGAAUAG
This is a messenger RNA of Maudiozyma saulgeensis, 1044 nucleotides long. The record is from the annotation of a GenBank genome assembly. NCBI's taxonomy places the organism in Eukaryota, Fungi, Ascomycota, Saccharomycetes, Saccharomycetales, Saccharomycetaceae.